UUGCUAGGCAACCGCUGUCCGUUUGGGUCAAGCUAACCUGUAGAGGGGAACAGAUAGAAGUCUCUGCUAACUCUGUGAAACACGCACAAAAACAAAGAUGUCGUCCAGGUCCCGCUCGGUUAAAGCUCCGCUGCAAGACCAGAUAACGGAGAUGAAGCGUAAAAUCCAACUACUGGAGAGCGAAAGAGCAGCGUUCCAUGAGAGCUCCCAGGCCACCAUCCAGAAGAACAGAGAAACCAUCCAGCAGCUGAGGCAGGAGAACAAGAGGCUGUGCAGAGAACAGGCUGAGGCUAAUGCUUCUUGUUCCCUUUGGUGUCUCUCCUCCCAGGGUUAUGAAGUGGCCUUUCAUAACAGAGGCUUGGAGAAGGGAAUGCCAGGGAAGGCAUCCCUGACUAUGCUAGAACGAAGUGUGCUGUCUAAGAAGAAGAAAUUCAAUGCCCUAAAACACAUCACCCAGACCAAACAGCGCCGCCUGGAAGAGCUGAAGCUGGAGUACCAGAGGCUGAAACCAGAGGGCAGCAGUGGAGCACAGUAUGCCGAUGCUCGCACCUUGAAAAAAGAGGAAGAUGCCAUGACACUGCGGGUGCUGGAGAACAGGCUGGAGAAGACCCAGUUUAAGUGCAAGGAAGCUGAGAACAUCAUGAUUAACUAUCAGAAAGUCAAAAGUCACCUGCAGGAGGAGAGUCUGACCUACGAGGGUCUGUUGGACAGUUUGGAGGCAGAAAUCCUGAAGGCCAGACAGGAGCGCCAAAACAUGCAGGCCACGUACGACGCCGCCCAGCUAUCUAAAGAAACUGCUAAGGCUGAGUUACAGCAACUGGAAGAACAGCUCUACAAGGAGCGCAAGGAGAGAGAGCGCAUUAUAGCCAUCCACAGGAGAGAGGUGGAGGAACGCAAGGCCCAGGCUGAAAAAGUUGAUCGAAGGGCUCAGAGGACAGCUAUGCAGCCAGAUGAGCUGAGCAGUGAGGCCCAGCGCAGCACCUCCAGGAUGGCAGGUGAAGAGGAGAAAGCCAUUUACACUUUCGAGGAGGCCUUCCGACGCAUCAAGGAGGCCACAGGAGUCACAGAUAUACAGGAGAUAGCGGAGCGCUUUACGUCGCAGAAGGACAGACACCAACACCUGGAGAGGCUGAGGGCGGAGAACGAGAAGGAGCUAGAACAGCUGAAGGAGCAGAAGGAGCUCCUGAGCCAACAGCUCCAGGAUAUGAAAUAUUCGGGGGAAGCUAAACUAUCCAGAGACCGACAAGCGCUGGAGGAGAGUGAGCAGCAGCUGCAGGUUCAGCAGCAGAGGUGUGACGCCGCUAGAGAGCGCCACGAUUGGCUUAUUAAAAUCCUCAGUACCGUCCGAGCCGGGGUGGAGCACCUCGCCGACAAACUUCAACACAUCAUACUGAGUGAGGAGGACACAGUGGCUGAGGUGUCUCCAGACGCCGAUGAGUACUUGCUGGAGCUGAUGACUCAGUGCGAGCUGAAGUUGCAGACGCUGCACGAGAAAGUGCGGGGAAAGGAUCUGACGGCGCUCAUGAAAGAGAUGGAGGAGGAGGAUUUCUUUGUCAGGAUUGAGGGGAAACUGCCGGCUUCCAACACCCGUGUCACGCUGCCCGAGGACCAAAGACCAGACUCCUUCAAUGACGAGGAGGAGAGCGAAGAGGACGAGGUUGACUUCCUCUCACGGGAAGCACUGAAGCGUCAGUCUCAGCUGAUCAUUGACUCCAAGUCCAAGAGGAAGAACUGGAAGAAGAAGGGCAAGUUCUGAUCCGACAGCCUCCACAGUCUCAAGACUUGAUAAAUGAUCUGAAUUAAAAGCUGAUUGGAGUGUCGAAGGAGCUUACUAAAAUAUAUUUUCAGACAUGUUGAAAGAUGUUGAAUAUUUAUGACUAGAUGUACUUGUGCUUUCACUGGUUUCUUGUUGUCUGGGUGUCACUGUUACACCAUCUCUUUUUUCACAGUUAAGAUUCCUCCCUUGGCCUCAUAGAAACCAAUAAACAAUCAAACUUACACUUUUU
Acanthopagrus latus (yellowfin seabream) is the source of this 2006-nucleotide messenger RNA. Its product is annotated as coiled-coil domain-containing protein 151-like. The transcript has 13 exons. Gene Ontology annotation, biological process: cilium movement; outer dynein arm assembly. The record is from RefSeq and is a predicted model, not a curated record. Gene Ontology annotation, cellular component: cilium. NCBI's taxonomy places the organism in Eukaryota, Metazoa, Chordata, Actinopteri, Spariformes, Sparidae. Bases 98 to 1756 code for a protein of 552 amino acids.